Messenger RNA from Hyla sarda, 1789 nucleotides. It is a transcript of the gene GNPDA1, whose product is annotated as glucosamine-6-phosphate deaminase 1. NCBI's taxonomy places the organism in Eukaryota, Metazoa, Chordata, Amphibia, Anura, Hylidae. Gene Ontology annotation, biological process: D-glucosamine catabolic process; carbohydrate metabolic process; N-acetylneuraminate catabolic process. The record is from RefSeq and is a predicted model, not a curated record. Gene Ontology annotation, molecular function: identical protein binding; glucosamine-6-phosphate deaminase activity. Bases 201 to 1070 code for a protein of 289 amino acids. The transcript is spliced from 7 exons. Gene Ontology annotation, cellular component: cytoplasm.
AGCACAGACAACAUAAACUUCCUCCCGGCUGUAUGUACAUCACACUGACUACCUGCAGGGGGAGCUCCUACUGCCUGCUCCCAGCACAUAACAGAAAGUGCUUCAUUCCACCGGAUCUGCAGGGACGCCAUAGAGAGAACAACUGAGGAAGGAGGACGAGCAGCCAGCCUGGAGGACCCCAGCCGCCGCCUGCUAUAAAGAUGAAACUCAUCAUUUUGGAUAACUAUGACCAAGCUAGUGAGUGGGCUGCGAAAUACAUUAGAAAUCGCAUCAUACACUUCAACCCAGGUCCUGAGAAGUAUUUUACGUUAGGCCUUCCUACAGGAAGCACACCACUGGGAUGCUACAAAAAACUUAUUGAAUACCAUAAAAAUGGAGAUCUCUCCUUCAAGUAUGUGAAAACCUUCAACAUGGAUGAGUAUGUGGGACUACCCAGGGAUCACCCAGAGAGCUAUCAUUCCUUUAUGUGGAAUAAUUUUUUUAAGCAUAUAGAUAUCAUUCCUGAGAAUGCUCAAAUCUUGGAUGGAAAUGCUCCAGAUCUUCAGACCGAAUGUGACUUAUUUGAAGAAAAAAUUAAGGCUGCUGGCGGAAUAGAAUUAUUUGUUGGAGGGAUUGGGCCUGAUGGUCAUAUAGCUUUCAAUGAACCAGGGUCCAGUCUGGUAUCCAGAACUAGGGUAAAGACACUGGCCAUGGACACCAUAUUGGCUAAUGCACGUUUUUUUGACAACAAUCUCUCAAAAGUUCCCACAAUGGCUCUGACUGUUGGCGUAGGAACAGUGAUGGAUGCAAAAGAGGUGAUGAUACUCAUCACAGGGGCACAUAAGGCCUUUGCCCUAUACAAGGCUAUAGAAGAAGGUGUAAACCACAUGUGGACAGUGUCUGCUUUCCAGCAGCACCCAAGUACAGUGUUUGUUUGUGAUGAAGAUGCAACGCUAGAGCUGCGAGUGAAGACUGUAAAAUAUUUUAAAGGUUUAUUACACGUUCACAAUAAACUGGUUGAUCCCCUGUACAGCAUGAAGGAGAAAGGAACUGGAGUUGAACAGACUCCAAAGAAGCCAUACAGUGACUAAGUAGCCCGGAGGAGCUCAAAGAUGAAGAAUCAGACUGUAUACCUGUGCCGCUUAAAGAACAUGGUUUGCUACCUCCCUGACCAGACAGUCAAGAGGAGUACUUAGUCGUCUACUACCCUUGGUGGACCAUUAUGAUAUCUCACCAUCAGCAAUAUGAACUCUGUUGUUUAUGCUGCGUUCACACAGUCUUAUUGACAGUCCAUGUAAGGGUGUAUUCAGAUGGUCGGGUUUUUAAUUGCAAUUGUUGAAUACAAAACCAGGAGAAAAAAAAACAUGAAUGCAUGAAACAUAUAAAGAGAAAACUAAGAUUUCUCUUUUUAAAGAUUUUACAUUCAAUAACUGCAUUUAAAAACCACAAUGUAUGAACACUCCCUCUAUAUCUGACAUGUUUUAGAUAAAUCUUUUGGACAAUUUUUCUUGGGUGCAAAUGGCAGCUUGACUAUGUGUAUUAACCAGAACAGAAUGGUAUGGAUGUUUGAUGUUGGUAUUUUGGGUUACUAGACAGGCUAAAUAGUGUUGGCCUAAUAUGGCUGCAAAUAACAGACUUUACACAAAUUAAUAUGACUGUGUGAAUAUAGCCUUAAACUAAGCCUUACUUUUUUUUCCUGAAGUCCACUUUGUAGGUGCAAAAUAUAUCUUUGAAAUAUUACAAGUUUUAUAAUAGAAAAAAAAUAAAUAUAUUUGGUAUUCCACUCUUUCUGUACAGUUAAUUUUUUUUA